AUGCAUUUGUCACUGGAUAUGAUGAACAUGGUGGACGAUGGCUGCCUCUCAACGGACAACUAUCACGACCUGGGUAAAGGUGGCGCCUCGGGCAUGGGAGGCCGCGUUCACAGCAUCGAUGUGAUUCUGGGCUUCAGUAAGGACCAGGAUCCUCUGCUCAACCCGGUCGGGCCUGUUGACACACACAAAGUGGAUGGAGCGGACCUGGGAGAACAGGAGAAACAAGUGACCUCUGACCCCUACGGUCACCUGCAAAGUCUUCCGGACAGCUCACAGCAGUCAGCAUAUCACGAUACUGGGCUUUUCUCCACGGAGAAGUGUGACACAGAUUUGGGAGAUCCACGGAGCAACGUGGAGAGUGACAGCCGUUCCCCAGAUGCUCCCGAUGAGGAUCAACCUAAAAAGAAACACAGACGCAACAGAACCACCUUCACGACCUAUCAGCUGCACGAGCUCGAGCGUGCCUUUGAGAAGUCCCACUACCCGGAUGUGUACAGUCGAGAAGAGCUGGCGAUGAAAGUCAACCUCCCAGAAGUUCGAGUUCAGGUGUGGUUCCAGAACCGCCGUGCAAAAUGGCGGCGACAAGAAAAAAUGGACACGGGCAGCAUGAAGCUCCACGACUCUCCCAUGCUGUCCUUCAACCGACCGACUAUGGCACCCAACGUGGGGCCCAUGACUAAUUCUCUACCCCUGGACCCCUGGUUGUCCUCCCCGCUCUCCAGUGCCACUCCAAUGCACAGUAUCCCGGGCUUCAUGGGACCAAGCCAAAGCCUCCAGCCCGCCUAUACGGGUCACCCUGGCUUUCUGAACUCUUCUCCAGGCAUGGUACAGGGGAUGCAACCAAUGCCGCCUCCUCCUUACCAGUGUCCCCCGGCAUUUAAUGAUAAAUACCCGUUGGAAGACGUAGACCGCAGCUCUAGUAUUGCGGCGUUGAGGAUGAAGGCCAAGGAGCACAUUCAGUCCAUGGACAAAACCUGGCAACCCAUGUAACAGGAAAACAUUAUAAUAUUUCAUUGGGAUCUCAUUGGAUGCAUUUUUAGAAAUUACCAGCAUCCAUUAGGAUUAGGGUUCCUCCAAAUGCCAUUGAAGCAACCUGGAAACAUGAAGAUCUCUUAUGAGCUUGUACUCAUUUCAUAUCAUCUUUGAAUUGUCUGGAAAAUAAAACGAAACAAUUUUAAGGACCUCAUCGUUUGAGGAUAUCUUCAUAACAUAAGAUACCUGGAGUUACGUCGAUGGUCAAACCUGCUCGGCACGUGGAUUUGAAAUUUUUGCAACAAAUCACGGAUAGUUUGGGAUUGGAGAAUCUACAGUAAGGCGUUUCUUAAUUCUUACCAGCAGAUGUUGAGCUCCUUAGGAUUUUGGGUUUCAGUCGGUGCCAAGCUUCUCUGCUCAUCAUCGGGCCAGGUUGAGGACUCGCAAUAGCAAGUUUGGCACAUUGGCUGAUUGCAGCUCAGGACAACUGAUACCUCAAUGCCUGUUCAGAGGUUAAAUUCAUAUUCUACCAUCUAGACAUGAGGGUGGAUUAGAAGAAAUCACUUGACUUUGAUUUAAAAGGAGUGACUCUUAAUGACUUCAGUCAAAUUAUCUGAAACCUAGGAACAUAAUGUCUUUUAUUGAAUUGUUCUUUAUAUGUGUAGUUGCAUUAUCAAGCCAUGGUGUGAAGACCAUUUCUAAAUCACUAGCAUAUAGUUCAACAGUGCCACAAUCCUCUUUGCCAUUCGACGUGAUCAUAUAAUUUUAUAAAAACGAGUCUGAGGUUUAACGUUUCAGUGUCUGUGGGGUCUGUUUCAAACAAUGAAUAUCUCAAAGGGUGAAAGUUUGAGCUUUAUUUCACCCCAAAAACAAGAGAACCUAAUAAGAAAUUAUAAUUUGCACAGUGAAAAUUUAGGCUUAUUUUAUUAUGUAUUUUUCCCAAAUUGUGCUGUCAAAUCGAAUAAUCGUGAUUAUUUGAAUCAUAAAAGUUUAUAAAUAUAUAUAUGUGUGUACGUAUGUAUGUGUGUGUGUGUGUGUGUGUGUAUAUAUAUAUAUAAACUUUUAUGUUAUGUUAGAUGCGAUUAAUCACGAUUAAUCGAUUUGACAGUACAUAUAUAUAUGUAUAUAAAAGCAUAAAUUAAAUUCAGUAUAAGUGCUGCAAUAUUGAUUUUAAAUACUACUAAACAUCAAUAGUGUUAUUAAUAUUAAAUAAUCAUCUAAAUAAAAUAAAUGUAAAUAAUACAUCAUUCAUUUUUACAUUAGCUUUCUAAAUAAUUUCUAAGACAUUUCUAGUUUUCUUCUUUUGUUUUUGGGUUGAAAUAUGACCUUGGUCUUGACUCAUCUCAGAAAUGAGAGUUGAUUUUCACUUUGCAUAAUAUGAUGUCUUAAAGAUGUCAACGGCUUUGUAGUUAUUGGCACUAUCCACUUUGAGCAGUGUUGAGAGAAUACGGCCUGAAAAGAAAGUAAAAACAGGGAGUAAAAAGAAUGACAGCGAACGUAUGAAAGCAAAACUGCUUAGCAGAAGCAUUUGCAAUGUUUUCGGAUAGUAUUCUGGACAGAAGUCACACUGAAAACAAAUGUAAUUGCAUUAGAUAAGUAAAAAUCAAAGCAAUUGUCAUUUAUGUUAAAUAAAGAUAGCCAAACACACCUUUACAGCAAAUCAUUUGACAAAAAGAAGUUAGAUCUAGUGAAAAUGACGACUAAAAAUCACUAAAACACCAGUUGAUCAAAAGCCACUGAACACAAACGAUGAAAAAGAAGUAUAGACAAUUUAUAAGCAAGGGAAAAAGUACCUUAAAGAACCACUUUACAGUUUGACAUACUGUCUAAGCAGUGAUUUCUCAGAAACUUUGUGAGGUCAUUAGCGGAUUGUGCUGCUGUCAUAGCAGGUGUGUGUGAGGACGCGGAAUGAGCGGCUCCCCAGCGGGACUCUUCAUUGUUUGAGAUUAUCGAUUGCCCCUCUGCUCUGAACUAAUGGGCGUCCCAGCCAGGUGUCAGAACUGCAUGCACGUCAUUUAAAUGUGCAAACCAUGUCCAGUGAAUCGAUCAAACAACUCUGAAAAACAAGCUGUGUCUUACCAUAAUCCUUUUCGCUUCUCUUAGAAGUUGAUGGCAUAAAACUAACUGACGCCAUCAUGAUCAUUUUAAUACUUUGUGGACACUGUAACUAUGCAAAGAGAAAAAAUACAUAUCAUGAUCCAUUUCUAUGCACUGUUUGAACUAAAAUGUUGAUGCAAAUGGUACAAAACAAAAGCUUGAUGCAAAAUAAAUAUAAUUAAUUUUACAGUAUGUUUGACAUAUUGUUUAUUUUAUAGGUGUGCAUUGAAGAAGAGUCUCAUUAAUAAAAUAGAGUUCUUAUAAAAGCACGGUUUAUGUGAACUACGAUGAAGCCAAAGAAGAUAGUGUUUUCUUUAAAGAUGUGUACACUUAGACGAGUGGAUUCUGUCACAAUUGUUGCAGCUUUAUUAUUGUAUGACAUGAAUAUUAACUGUCAUUAUGUUUGUUAUGGUGUUUUUGUGGGGUUGGAUAUUUGGACGUGAUUGAAUAUGUCUUUAGAUUAUUAUCAUUUUUUUGGAGAUACAUUUUUUUGCACUAACAAUUGGAAUAAAGAUGAAUGAUAAAAAUGCAUGACUGGUUAACUUUUAUAAUUCAUAAAAUUUACGUUGACAGGAAGUUAAUUCAAAACUUAAUUUAAAUAUAAUUAAAUGUAGAUCUACACUGUGAAUUUUUUUGUUAGUUAACCUAAAAAAGUACAUGUGGUCAUGUGUGAAUUAACUGGUUUUGUUCAAAAAUAUUUAAUAUAUCCUAACAAAAUUCAAAUGAUAAAUCAAAUAUUUUCAAAUAUUAUAUCAUCGCUCACAUGAUAUUGUAAAUCACAUGCUCAAAUGCAACUUAAUUUGGUUACAAUGAACUGUAACUAAAAGAAAAGCAAAUAUCAAACAUGUAUGAGAUCACAAAUGAAAUUGGCAAAAUAAUACUUGUAAAAAAAAUGUAAGUUGCUGCAAUUGGGGAAAAACUGUGGCUCUUUUUUUCUACAUCAUAAAAGACUUGCAACUCGCAACACUGUCAUGUGAUCUUGUGUUCGGAUGCUGGUGUUUGGGACCAUAAUCAUAUGAGAAGCUUCUGGAGGGAAUUAAACCAAAUCAUUCUGAUGACAGACUUUCAGGCAUUUUAGAAUGACCGAACCCACAUUUGAGAUGCUGUGAUGCGAUUGGUCCGCUGGUUAGUCCAGUUAUCCAAUCACAUCCUUUCAUUGAGGCAAAGUCUUUACUCGGUAAAUGUGUUUCCAUCAUAGUUUAUGUGCAUGUUUUUUUAUCGGAUAAAAAAAUUAUUCACCUCAAUUGAGCACAUACGUUUUUAUGCGCAUUUUUAGAAUUUUUGGCGUUUCCAUCAAGUGUUUUUUUUUCUUAUGCAAUAUCCCAAAAUGUGCAUAAAAAUAGGUGAAUGUAAAAUAUAAUGCAAUGCUCAUAUGAUAAAUCAUAUGAUUGAGCAGUAUUUCUGGACAUUUGAUUGAUUAUUUGACCAUUUUAAUCACACAUAAGACACUGUAGCUCAACUAGUGACUGAAAGAGUUUUCCCCUCAUUAGUGAGCGUGUUCAGUGGCCCUGACUAGGUUGUGGGUGUAGUGACCUGUCCUCGCCUGCCCUUGCAGGUUAACGGCACCAAGCCAGCCUGUUAAGAAGAUGAGCCGGCCGUCCAUCAGCCCUCCACAGGGGACAGAGCGAGGGGGGGCGGCUCUCCGCACCUACGACCGCUCCUAAUUGCCCCACGUCCCGCUGCUGGUUUCCAUGCUUCACUGACACAAAACACACACACAAACAUACAGUCCUCUUAAAUCAAAUGACAUAACAUGACAAGAGUUUGAAGCAUUAAUGUCAUUUAGAAAAAAUACAUUUUCUAAUCACAAAUGUACUGCCAUCUUCUUCUAAUCUAUUUCCUCUCAAACAUCCUAUUUUGAAGGAAAGAAUAAUAGUAAAAUGCACGUAUGUAGUGAGCACAUGCGAA
This is a messenger RNA of Ctenopharyngodon idella (grass carp), 4977 nucleotides long. RefSeq names its product retinal homeobox gene 2 (gene rx2). The transcript is spliced from 3 exons. The coding region runs from base 1 to 990 and encodes 329 amino acids. The record is from RefSeq and is a predicted model, not a curated record. Gene Ontology annotation, biological process: positive regulation of transcription by RNA polymerase II. Lineage: Eukaryota; Metazoa; Chordata; Actinopteri; Cypriniformes; Xenocyprididae. Gene Ontology annotation, molecular function: RNA polymerase II cis-regulatory region sequence-specific DNA binding; DNA-binding transcription factor activity, RNA polymerase II-specific.